AUGCAGGCUGACCAAGAUGCUAUGUGUGUUGACGCACCUAAGCCUAAGCAUCCCCAUGCACGCCCAGUGGGGAAGACUGCAAAGGACUUGAAGACCUCUGACUCGACUAUGGAUGAUAGGCAGGCAGGAGCAAAAAUUGUCGCUGAUAAGCCUCUUGUCACCAAAGGCAGGGGUCGCAUGGGUGGAGCUAAAAAGUUAGCAGCUGAUGCUAGCAUCGAAAAUCCUGCAAGUGAGGAUGAGGAUGGGGAGCUGGUCCAAACCAAAAAGAAGAAGAAACUGGCGGUGAGAGAAGCAAUUCAAGCGGUAUUAAAUGCUGGCAUUGUUAUCGACUCAACAAAGGCAUGUGAUGGAGAAGUUCAGAAGACGUCUGAUGUCCAGCCGCAUCAGUUGAGGGUGAAUCCUUCUACAUCUUCCGUUCAACCACGGACCAGUUACUCUAAGCUCACAAAGGGGAGCACCAUCAGCAGCAAUGUUCCGCCCCCACUCACACCCAUCAGUACCUCAAAUGCUGGAGGCUUUACAGAGUUCAAUAUGUAUGUGUCUGAUGAGGACGAGGAUGACGAGGAGCUCGCAAAACCUCUUUCUCAUAUUACAAGCAACAAGGCUUACACAGGUAUUGUGAUUGUUCCCAAAGCUCUUGACGGUGUAGUACCUUCAGAUGUUACCUGUCGCGGUGCAACCGAACAGCCUGAUCCGAUUGAAGAUGCAGACGACAUCGAUUCCUUGGACCAUGAUUCUGACCUUGAACCUCCUCCCCUCGCCCAAAAACCUAGGUCCCACUCCACCCCCCCAAUGGAUUUUGACUCCCUGGCAAGUCAGAAGUGGAAGCUGUCACCUCCUCUGGACUAUGACAACAUAAUGGAGCUGUCAUCCGAGGCUGAAAGUGUGCAGGGUGCCAAUGAAGAUGUGAAGACCGAACCUGUUGACCCAGUGUUCACGCGCCGGGUGACCUCUACAACUAACAUUGCUGUCACGCUCAAAGCCCCUCCAGCAAAGCGGCUGAAGUCUGAGUCCUCCACUCCCUCCAAGCCAAUUUCAGUCUGGAAUGCAGUCUACAAAGGCAAGAUUCCACACAUGGUUGAAGCUGAUGGGCCUGUCCUUGCCAUUACCCUCCAGCGGUUGUCAGAGUGGUGCAAUACCUUUAGCAAUGUGGCUCUCGCCAUGCUCGCAAACUUCAUGACCUCACAAGAUGAUCUCAAGACUGAUGAGGACCUGCAAAGAUUUUGCAUCGGCCUUACUCGAAAAGUUCAGCUUUUUAUUUGGGGACAUUGCAGAGGAUGGAGAGGUUCUCGUGCAGCACAAAUGGAACGCGCCAUUAGGCUUUUCAUCAAUGGACACAUGCUCCUAGGAGACAUCAACACCUCUGGCAAUGGUCGAGGCAACAAGACCCCGCUCGACGUCAAUCCGUCCACAGGCAACCAGAGCAGCGUCCCCUUGGCAUUUUCAGAAGCCAAUUGGGGUGCGCACACGAGGGCUUACAUGGCGUCUAUCACAUGCUUGUCAGACUCAGGUCCUUAUCCGAAACUCCGAGCUUGCGCAGAGCCUUGCCAUGAAGAGGCAGUGGCGGCGCGCGGAUGGAUGUGGACGAAGAAUCUGGGGAUGAGCGAGCGCUCAUUUUCUAGAGUUGAAAUGCAAUUCUUUUUCCUUGUAACAAGUGUGAAAAAGUGUGAAAAAGUGUAUAUAGUGUGA
Molecule: messenger RNA, 1689 nt
Organism: Suillus fuscotomentosus
Lineage: Eukaryota; Fungi; Basidiomycota; Agaricomycetes; Boletales; Suillaceae
Exons: 10
Coding region: 1-1689 (562 amino acids)
Source: RefSeq, a predicted model, not a curated record